GGAUUCAACAUAGAACUUGGCACCGAAGUGCAGCAGUUCGAGUUGCCACCUUCCAAAUAGCACAGAGGUAGACUUCUAGGCUGGGGUCCUCGGGACGGUAAAAAUCUAUGGUUGGAAACAAUUGGUGACAUGGCUCAAAAUCGUUCUCAAUGGCGCAGAUGCAUCCACUCCUUAUGACUUAUGAUCUCCAAUGAAACUGUUUUGUUCUUCGUUAUUACUCCUUUGUCUCACACCUCAGCUCACUAUUUCUAUUAUGCUUUUCUUGUACUUUCUUCUCUUGCUUCGCGUGCUACACGGAGUGUGGCGACUUGAACUUCCGCACAUUUGUGCAAAGUUCUAUGUCGAAAACAGACAGACAGACAGACUUUUUCCACUAGAUCCAGUACUGAUAGCUAUAUUCACAUUACAACAACAUAUUGUUUGAGGAUUCAUCAAUCUUAAACACCAGCUUUGGCAUACCUGAAAAAUAGUAUGACCGGAUAUUGAUGAUUACAUGGACCAAACGGAUGAAGUGGUGCUGAUAAGUCAUGAAGCCAAGGAAUUCUACGAUGAAAUUCGUGGGCUAGUCGUCGUCUUUCUAAUAUUCACCUUUUUAUUCCUUAUCGCGCAUACAAUAUUACAAUUGUUUCUAACUAAAACAGAAUAUGAAUUAAAACCGUGUCGAGCUGAACGCUUAGUCUAUCAACUAGUCUUGGGCAUGUGUACAUUUAUCCUGACAAUAGGCUUAACUUCAUACAGUCUAUUACCAUUGACUAUUAUAACAAAUGAAAUAUUAGUUAUCUUUCCACAGUCGUAUUAUGUACAAUGGUUAAAUAGUGAAUUAAUACAAGAUUUAAUCUUGUUGAUUGAUAUCGGCAGUAAGAUAUCCUGUCUAACUAUACCCUUCUCUUACUUUCUUUUAAUUUCACAAGGAUUUCUACACAAAUCCUAUUCAUCGUUUGCUUCACGUUUAACAGACUCCUUCAUUAUGGUCUUCUUCUUUUACAUUUUAUGCUUUGGUACAGUUUGGUCUUUAAGUAGUUUUGUAUCAGCUUUAAAGGGUUGUUUCCUUUCAGAUGUUAGUGGAUUAUCUUUUAGUGGUAGCGAUAGUAUUAGUAGUAGUAGUAAAACAUUUUCCAUAUUCACUGAGCGUUAUCAUCAAUCGUAUCCUUCGUCUGCUCCCAGUUCUGUUGACCAUCAUGCCUAUUAUCAAAACCAUCCAUUUACAUUCCUACAGAACUCUAUCAAUUCUAUUGGUUGGAUACAAUUUUUUCAAAAUGUUUGCCUCCAAGUAAUCUUUAUGUCAGGCUUAGAAUUGAUUCAAAUGACAGCGACAUUAUUAGGACUUUUAUUAUUGUUUAUCUGUACACCAAUGGGUUUAUUGUCUAUCAGUAUAAAUUUAGUUGCAUUCAUUAUGCGCUCUUUAUCGGAUUCACCUACAAGACAGACAUUGUAUGAUCGUAUUGAAGAAUUGAAUAUGGAAACUAUGACUGUUUUAGACGAUAUGAAGUGUAUACAACUGUUGUGUGAAGAAAAGAAUCUAAAUAAUAAUAAUAAUACUAAUGACAAUGCUAUGAAUUAUAAAUCUAUAUGUUUUCGAACUUAUACUGGUGUUAAAUCUUGCGAAGAUUUAUUAUUGAAGUGUACAAAUGAAUUCAAUUCAUUAAAUACAGAAUUAUUACAACUUAAACAACGUAUAACACCACAAAGAUUCACACCAUUUACACGUGAUUCUAUACCACUGUUCGUGAAUUUUUGUUUAGUUCUACUUUGUCUUUUAUUACGAUUAUUGCAAUCAUUUGUAUUCUUCAAUAUUUUGGAUCUUCUAUGGAGUAUGUUUUUUGGAAGUUAUGCUAGUCGAGAUGACAAUGCUGCUGGUUAUCUUACAAUGGGUAGCAGUAAACAGUAUCCAUCAACUACAAUGGGGUCAUCAGAUCCUAGUUUUACAAUUGGCGUAAAACCAGUUUCUUCUCUUGGACAUAUUGGAGCUGUUUUUCAGGUCUGUUUGGUAGUAUUCCUCGUUGUUCUGGGUUUAUGGGGAUUCUACUCCCUCCCAUUUGUUGGUUUUCUUCGACCACGAUAUCAUUCAACCAGUUUAGACAUUAUGCUGGUAAAUGUCUUGUUAUUUUUAAUAUUGAGCACUGCACUUCCUUUACAAACAAAUCUACUUGGAUUGACCACGCUUACAUUGCCCAAUCCACUGAAAUCUGAUUCAGUCAUAUCUACGCAAUCGAAAUGCUCAGAUCUAGUCUGUAAUCCAUUGGAAAAUGAAAGUGAUUGUGACCAGUAUAUUGCUAAUUGUCCAAGUAAAAAGUUGAGUCAAAUAUCCAACAGCUGGUGGAAUAAAUUGAUUGGUGAUUAUUAUUAUUUUGAUUUCACCUAUUGGUAUUCAUUUGUACAUGUACUGAAUCCAUUCACCUCCUCUACACCUGCCGACAGCUUAGAAGAGUCAACUACCGUUAACCAGAUUCAAACUGAAGAACAAACAAUUUUUCGUCAGUUUGUAUCUCGAGCUUUUGGCUAUUCAUCAGUUUCGCCUAGCUAUGAAUUAAGUGUAGUGAUAUUAAUGUAUAACAUCUGUUUCCUGAUUACUUCAAUGUGGAUUGCUGGUCGACAAUUAGGAAAUGCAGGACUAUCUAUGAAUUUGGAUUUAGUAACAACACUUCGAUGUUUGCAUCAAUUUGACAUUACAUCAAGGCCGCCUAGAUCAAGUCUAGAUCGUACUGAAUGGAUGGCUGCUGAACUAUCUUGUCCGAAAAAUCCAGAAGAGUUAGAUCAAAGUGUUGUAUGCUAAAAACGAAGUAUUUUCAUUACUGUUUGUGUGUGUGUGUGUGUGUAUGUGCCAAAUUACCUGCAGUAUGUGUGUGUGCACGUAGUAUUUUCAUUGCAUUUCAUCUCGUUUUCUAUAUCCUUACGGAAGGGGACCAGUCAAACUUACUUAAUCCACUUUUCACUUUAACUAAUUACAUUACAACACUAUGCAAGUUCUAAAUUUUCUUUUUGUUUCUAUAUUCGCUUAUAGUCUCUCUCUUUGUCUGUCUUGUUAUUCAAUAUGGUGGCGGGAGUUGUACAAAAAGUUGUUUUCUAUUUUCUUGAUUGUUUAUAUUAAUAUCUUACUUUUGUUUUAUUUAAUUUUUCUAUUUUCAAAUAUUUCGGCUUUUGGAUUUUUCUCAUUUUCGACAAUCUAUUUUUCUGUAUUGCACAAUUACAAACAGUCCUAAGUUAGAUUUUCUUUUUCUUUGUAUAUAUCUAUACUUGCUCACUAAGUAAGCAGCAAAGCGGAUAUUACUAUUAACAUUAUUAUUAUUACUAUUGUUGUAAUUUCUACUUUUUAUUUCUUUGAUUCAGGUAAUUUUCAUUUUAUUUUAUUGUAUCUAGAUAGUUCGCUAUUCUGAUUAACAACACACAUAUAUAAGUAGUUGAAAUUUUGUUGUCUGUUUGUUGUGCAUUUGGGGUGUGUGUGUGGGUGGGAGUAGAUCCAUAACACUUGCUGUCAGUUAACAUGCAUCCUGAUGUGUGAAUAGUAGUGAAGAAAUGUUUUUGCUUUUGGAAGUGUGUGGGCG
Messenger RNA from Trichobilharzia regenti, 3542 nucleotides. The record is from the annotation of a GenBank genome assembly. Lineage: Eukaryota; Metazoa; Platyhelminthes; Trematoda; Strigeidida; Schistosomatidae.